Molecule: messenger RNA, 780 nt
Organism: Arachis duranensis
Lineage: Eukaryota; Viridiplantae; Streptophyta; Magnoliopsida; Fabales; Fabaceae
Exons: 2
Coding region: 1-780 (259 amino acids)
Source: RefSeq, a predicted model, not a curated record
AUGGCAUCAGAAGUGAAUUCUCUUCACGAUUCCGCUACACUUUCCUUCUCAUUGCAACUCAAACUCUCCGGCACAGUCUUCGCCGAUUCUCGAGGCUUAUUUGCUUCAGUGUCCGACGAUCAUCCAGGACUCGUGCUUGUUUCUCAGCCACUCCAAGAAGACAAUUAUGCUUCGUGGUGCAGAUCGAUGCGUCUUGUGUUGAGUGGCAAACGCAAGAUUGGCUUCAUUGAUGGUUCUUUGCAGAAACCAGAUCCAACUAUUCAUCCCGUGCUUGCAGAAUCUUUGCAAUGCAUCAAUGACAUCGUCACGACGUGGUUGCUAAACUCGAUCUCCAAGGACAUUGCCGCGAGUGUGAUCUACGCGGGUUCAGCCGCUGUCUUUUGGCAGGACCUGGAGACUCAUUUCUCUCAAAGCAAUGCACCUCGGAUCUUUGAGCUGAAACGAUCUCUCAUAUCACUGACCCAAGGCUCUUUCUCUAUUUCACAAUACUUCACGAAGUUGAAGAUCCUUUGGGAAGAACCCAAUACCUUCAAGCCUCUGGUCUCGUGCUCCUGCGGUGGUGUCAAAUCAAUUCAAACCUACCUCGAUCAAGAAUAUGUCAUUCUGCUCCUCAUGGGGCUAAUGAAAAUUUGGCAAAUGUUAGAAGCCAAAUCUUGUUAUCAGAUCCCCUCCCUUCAAUUGGCAAAGUUUUCUCUCUGGUCUUGCAAGAAGAGAAAUGAAGGGCACUUACUUCUCCUCAACCUAGCCAUCACAUGGCAUUCACAGUCAAGCAGUCUUUGA